Messenger RNA from Synchytrium microbalum, 1599 nucleotides. RefSeq lists its product as uncharacterized. The record is from RefSeq and is a predicted model, not a curated record. Gene Ontology annotation, biological process: vesicle-mediated transport; intracellular protein transport. Gene Ontology annotation, cellular component: Golgi membrane. Bases 1 to 1599 code for a protein of 532 amino acids. The transcript has 9 exons. Lineage: Eukaryota; Fungi; Chytridiomycota; Chytridiomycetes; Synchytriales; Synchytriaceae.
AUGGCGUCAGGUGCAACUGCCACGUCGAGUAGUAAUGCCCUCAGUGGUCUAGAUGCAGUCAAGGCAGUUCAGCAAUACAUUAACAAGAUGGUCACCGAGGUGUCUGGAAUGAAGGUCCUAUUACUCGAUGCGGAAACGACACCCAUCGUCUCGGUCGUCUUGACUCAAUCCAAUCUCUUGUCAAAGGAAGUCUACCUCAUUGAUCGCGUCGACAACAAGCAACGAGAGAAAAUGAAACAUUUAAAAUAUUUCAGCAAUGUAUUAAAAAAAUCCGCCAUUGAAAGGCUGGCUGAAGUGGACGAACAUGAGGUUGUUCGCGAAGUUCAGGAAUAUUUUGCCGACUUCCUCGCCGUAAACUCUGAUUUAGCAUCACUCGGUCUCUCUCCACCAACACAUCCACUCUUUAUCGAAAACGCAUCAACAUGGGAUCCAAAAACAUUGACCAGAACAAGUGAAGGAAUCAUAUCCCUCCUCCUAGCUCUGAAAAAGAAGCCACUUAUUCGUUACGAGACUAAAUCGGUCUUGGCAAAGAAAUUGGGCCAGGAAGUUCAAUACAUGAUGACACAAGAAGGAGGAUUGUUUGAUUUUAGAAAGACGGAUACGCCUCCUAUACUGUUAUUGUUGGAUCGACGAGGUGAUCCCGUGACGCCAUUGUUGAAUCAAUGGACGUAUCAGGCUAUGGUGCAUGAGUUGAUGGGAAUUACUAAUGGACGCGUGGAUUUGGCUGAUGUGCCUGAUGUUAGACCAGAACUAAAGGAAGUCGUAUUGAAUUCAGAUCAGGAUCCAUUCUAUAAAAAAUCCCUCUACCUAAACAUGGGUGAUUUGGGUGCAAACAUCAAAUCAUACGUCGAAGAAUACCAAACAAAACACAAAUCAUCAGCACAGAUCGAUUCUAUUGCUGAUAUGAAACGAUUCGUAGAAGAAUACCCCGAGUUUAGAAAACUGAGUGGGAAUGUGACAAAGCAUGUUACAUUAGUUGGUGAGUUGAGUCGAUUGGUAGAUAGGUAUAGUCUGCUAGAAGUUGGAGAAUUGGAACAGAGUUUAGCUGUUUCUGAGAAUCAUAACAAUGACCUCAAGACGUUGCAAAAGUUGAUUUCUCAGACAAACAUUCCUGACGAUAACAAGCUGCGGCUUGUACUAUUAUAUGCUCUACGAUAUGAAAAGUCUGAAAGGAACUCUGUUGCUGCGCUGAUGGAUGCUCUGGCUGGUGCUGGAGUCAGUGAAAAGAAGAUUGGGAUCAUUGGAGCCAUGAUUCAAUAUGCAGGUGCAGAUCAACGACAAGAAGAUCUGUUCAUGAAUACUGAUGUGACAUCAAAGAUUAAAGGAGUGUUUAAGGGUUUGAAGGGUGUUGAAAAUGUAUACACACAGCACACGCCACUCAUAGUUCAAACCAUUGAUGCACUCGUCAAGGGACGUUUGAAUACUACUUCGUAUCCGUAUGUGGAAGGUGGAACUAAAGACAAACCGCAAGAUAUCAUCAUCUUCAUGGUUGGAGGAGCCACCUAUGCAGAAGGUCGUGAAGUUGCUCGAUUGAAUACAGUGUAUCCUGGUGUGAGGAUAAUCUUGGCCGGAACGACGAUUCAUAACAGUAGGAGGUAG